Molecule: messenger RNA, 9707 nt
Organism: Choloepus didactylus (southern two-toed sloth)
Lineage: Eukaryota; Metazoa; Chordata; Mammalia; Pilosa; Megalonychidae
Gene: EPG5
Product: ectopic P-granules autophagy protein 5 homolog
Exons: 44
Coding region: 181-7926 (2581 amino acids)
Biological process (GO): autophagosome maturation
Cellular component (GO): cytoplasm
Source: RefSeq, a predicted model, not a curated record
AAAUUGUCUGCCGUUCUGGUUUGUCCUAAAUCGCCGCCCGUAGAGUCUUCAAGACAUCGCCUCUUCUCCGGGAGUGGUGGAAAAUCGAUCAUGUGAUAGUUGAGGAGGCCGGAACUGGGCAGGUUGAGGGAAGCGAAGGGUUUUGACAAAAACAGACAGUGACGGCGUCCUGCAGGGUCUAUGGCCGAGGCAGUGAGGCCCCAGCGCCGGGCCAAGGCCAAGGCCAAGACCAGCCGUACUAAAGCCAAGGAAAAGAAGAAAUAUGAAACCCUUCAGAGGGAAGAAUCUGAUGAAGUCCUUCUUCCCGAAACACCCAGAGUGUGGGAAAUCCCUUCUCCAGCUUGUGAAUUCAAAGAAGCCCAUAUGAAGGUGUUAACUGAUUCCCAGCUCCAGAAUGAUGCUAGUGGACAAAAUGAGAGUGAAAUGUUUGAUGUGCCACUCACCUCCUUAACUGUAAUCAAUGAAGAGUCCCUGAUGUGUAGCACAGAGAACCCAAAGGAAGGAGAACAGGUCAGAGGCUGUGUCAGUGAUGAGGAAAUCAAACUGAAGGUCAAUUCUGGAGACAGUGUUGGAACAACUAAACAGGAUUCUCCAAAGAACUUUGGAAAAGUAGAGGAAAAUAAAUCGGUACAUCAUGGACCUUCAGAAAGCACACUGCAAUCUAAUUUUUCUUAUAUUCAGCAGGAAAUGGAACAUUUACAGGUUAGAGAAAUUCAGAAUAGGGAAGAAGACAAACAAGCCCUUGGUCUCUCUUCAGAGGUGCUACAAAAUGUUGGCUCACAGAGUUUUUGUGAAACUGAAGGUGUUUUUCAGCCACCUAGAGUGAAAAAAUUGUAUCCUCAGUUGCCAGCUGAAAUUGCUGGAGAAGUACCAGUUUUGGUGGCAGCCAAACCUUUGCUUCGUAAUGAACGUCUCUACCCAGAACUCCCAUCUCAAUCAGCACUAGUACCAUUUACUAAAGAACAGCUAAAAAUAUUUGAACCUGGUUCAUGGCUGGAAAAUGUUGAGUCAUAUUUGGAGGAAUUUGACAGCAUGGCUCAUCAGGACAGGCAUGAAUUUUAUGAGUUGCUUUUGCACUAUUCACGAUGUAGGAAGCAACUGCUGCUGGCUGAAGCUGAGCUGCUUACUUUGAUGUCUGAUUGCCAAAAUGCUAAAAGUCGACUGUGGCACUUUAAGGAAGAACAGAUGUCUGUUCAGGGUAUCUGUGCAGAUCAAGUGAAAGUUUCAGGCUAUCAUCGCUACCAAAGAGUGGAGAUGAAAGAAAAUGCACUGGGGGAGCUAAAGAAGCUUUUUGAUGCCAAAUCUGAGCAUCUCCACCAGACCCUGGCUCUGCAUUCUUAUACUUCAGUGCUCUCAAGAUUGCAAGUAGAGUCUUACAUCUAUGCAUUGCUCAAUAAUUCAGCUGUUCUGAGAUCUUUAGCAAUUCAUCAGCAAGGCCAAGCUUCUAAACAGACAGAAAGCAUUCCCUCUGAUCUGUGUCAACUGAAGGAGUGCAUUAGUGUCUUAUUCAUCUUCACCAGGAGAGUUAAUGAAGAUACUCAAUUCCAUGAUGAUAUUCUUCUCUGGCUGCAGAAGUUGGUAUCAGUGUUACAAAGAGUUGGCUGUCCUGGAGAUCACUUUUUCCUUCUAAACCAUAUUCUUCGAUGUCCAGCUGGUGUUAGUAACUGGGCUGUUCCUUUCAUCCAGAUCAAAGUGUUGAAUAACCCAUCAGGGGUCUUUCACUUUAUGCAGUCCCUUGCCCUGCUAAUGUCUCCUGUCAGAAAUCGAGCGGAGUUUUUGUGUCACAUGAAGCCCAGUGAGCAGAAACCAUCCUCUUCGGGGCCUGCGUCUGGGAACUGGACACUAGUAGAUGAGGGCGGAGAGGAGGAUGAAGACCCUGAGACUAGUUGGAUUCUCCUUAAUGAAGAUGACUUGGUUAUGCUUUUAUCACAGUUUCCAUUUCAUGAGCUUUUUCAGCAUCUUCUUGGGUUUAAAGCAAAAGGUGAUUAUUUUCCUGAAACAACAAGACCUCAAGAAAUGAUGAGAAUUUUUGCCUUUGCCAACUCAUUAGUGGAACUUCUGGCAGUAGGUUUAGAAACCUUUAAUAGAGCACGCUAUAGGCAGUUUGUGAAACGAAUUGGCUAUUUGAUCAGGAUGACCCUUGGUUAUGUGAGUGACCACUGGGCACAGUAUGUGGGUCACAACCAAGGCUCGGGAUUGGACAUGCAGCCCUACUCUAUGGAGAAACUACAGGUUGAAUUUGAUGAGUUAUUUUUGAGAUCUGUCCUUCAUGUGCUGAAAGCCAAAAGACUAGGCAUUUGGCUGUUUAUGUCUGAGAUGCCCUUUGGGACGCUGUCGGUCCAGAUGCUCUGGAAACUCUUCUACCUCAUGCACCAGGCGGAGAGUGGGCACCUGGAGAGCCUCUGCACUGCCCUCCAGCCUGCCUACUGCAAGAAGCAACUACAAGACCCGGAACAUUUUGUGAACUUUGAGAAGUGUCUUUCUUCCAUGAAUAGCUCAGAAGAGAUUUGCCUUCUGACUACAUUUGCUCAGAUGGCUCAAGCCAGAAGAACUGAUGUAGAUGAAGACUUCAUAAAAAUCAUUGUUCUGGAGAUAUUUGAGGUAUCUUAUAUCACCCUGUCCACCAGAGAAACUUUUUCAAAAGUUGGUAGAGAGCUUUUAGGAGCCAUCACAGCUGUUCACCCAGAGAUAAUUUCUGUCCUUUUGGAUAGAGUUCAAGAAACCAUUGACCAGGUUGGCAUGGUUUCUUUAUACUUGUUUAAAGAACUGCCUUUGUACCUUUGGCGGCCUUCUACCUCUGAGAUAGUUGUGAUUCGGGAUUGGUUAUUGAAUUAUAACCUGACAGCUGUGAAGAAUAAGCUGGCCUGUGUUAUUCUAGAAGGACUUAAUUGGGGAUUUGGCGAACAGGGUGCCCUUCAUCUCGAUCAAGCAGUCCAUGCAGAAGUGGCUUUGAUGGUUCUUGAAGCUUACCAGAAGUACCUUGCACAGAAGCCAUAUGCUGGGCUUCUUUCUGAAAGUAUGAAGCAGGUUUCUUAUUUGGCCAAUAUUGUUCGAUAUGGAGAGACACCUGAGACCUCAUUUAACCAAUGGGCCUGGAACUUGAUCUUGAGGUUAAAACUACACAAAAAUGAUUAUGGAAUACAGCAGAAUUGUCCAGCUGUUCCCUUUUUUAGCGCUGUUCCUGACAUGACAGAGUCACCUACGUUUCAUCCUCUCUUGAAGGCCGUUAAAACGGGCAUGCCCAUUGGCUGUUACCUUGCCUUAUCUAUGACAGCUGUGGGCCACAGCAUUGAGAAGUUCUGUGCUGAAGGCAUCCCACUAUUGGGAAUUCUGGUCCAGUCGAGGCAUUUGAGAACAGUGGUCCAUGUUUUGGAUAAGAUUCUGCCUUUGUUCUACCCUUGCCAAUAUUACCUUCUGAAGAAUGAGCAGUUUUUGUCACACCUCCUGCUGUUCCUGCAUUUGGACAGUGGCUUCCCUCAGUGUGUCACACAGCAGGUCACCCAGAAGGUGGCACAGCACCUAACGGGAGCCAGCCACGGGGACAACGUGAAGCUUCUCAACAGCAUGAUCCAGGCUCAUAUAUCUGUCAGCACUCAGCCCAAUGAAGUGGGCCCUGUUGCAGUAUUGGAGUUCUGGGUUCAGGUUCUUAUAAGCCAACAUCUUUGGUACAGAGAACAACCCAUCCUCUUCCUCAUGGACCACUUAUGUAAAACAGCUUUUCAGCUGAUGCAGGAAGACUGUGUGCAGAAAUUACUCUACCAGCAACACAAGAAUGCUUUGGGUUACCACUGUGACCGGAGUCUGCUCUCUUCCUUGGUGAGCUGGAUCGUGGCGGGCAACAUCACUCCUUCCUUCGUGGAGGGCUCAGCCACACCCACUCAGGUCUGGUUUGCGUGGACAGUACUGAACAUGGAAUCCAUCUUUGAAGAAGACUCCCAGCUCCGAAGAGUUGUUGAAGGGGAAUUGGUUAUAAACUCUGCUUUUACUCCUGACCAAGCUCUGAAGAAAGCCCAGGCCCAGCUGAAGCUCCCCAUUAUCCCAUCCCUCCAGAGGCUGCUGAUUUACCGUUGGGCCCACCAGGCGCUGGUCACACCUUCUGAUCACCCUCUGCUGCCACUCAUUUGGCAGAAGUUCUUCCUCCUGUAUCUUCACCGCCCAGGACCUCAGUAUGGGUUACCCAUAGAUGGCUGUAUCGGAAGAAGGUUUUUUCAAAGCCCUGCUCAUAUCAAUUUGUUGAAAGAAAUGAAGAGGCGUCUGGCAGAAGUGGCCGACUUCCACCACGCUGCGAGUAAGGCCCUCCGUGUUCCAGCAGAGGGCAGUGAAGGGCCACACGAGAGCCAGGCUGGCAUCCCUGGCUACCUGACUUCACCAGAACUGCACACACAACUUGUGAGGCUCUUCAAUGUAUAUAUAUUAUGGCUAGAAGAUGAGAAUUUUCAAAAAGGAGAUACCUAUAUCCCUUCUCUACCAAAGCAUUAUGAUAUACACAGGCUAGCAAAAGUGGUGCAGAAUCAGCAGGAUCUGUGGAUGGAGUAUCUGAACAUGGAGCGCAUAUAUUACGAGUUUCAGGAAACUGUUGAUCUGUGGUCACAGGGCAAGCGUGAGUCCCAUGCCUCCCCUUGCAGUUUGUCAGUGCAGCUGGACUUCACUGAUCCUUUGUUGGCUAAAGAAAGGGUUUUAAGUAACUUGCAGAAGCAUGAGGCUCCCCAUCCUCCCCUUGUUCUACACCCAAUGAGGCCUCCAGUGCCAGUUAUUUCCUCAGCUGUACUACUCAGUCAGAAGGACACCACACAGCUCGUACGCACGGACUUGAAUCUGUUGCAACAACAGGCCAGAACUGCAGCUCUUCGGGAAUCUCAACAGGUUGCCCUAGAUGGUGAGCUGUUGGAGAUAAUGCCCAAGCAGUAUGUUAAUCGAGAAGAACAGAUAACACUCCAUUUGGAGUGUAGAGGCAGUAGUGGUAAGAAAUGCCAAGGUGCAGCAGCUAUAACAGUCCAGUUUGAAGGUAUGCAUAAGAAUGAAGCAAUAAGCCAGCAGCUUCAUGUUUUGCAAAAAGAAGUGAAGCAUUUGCAAGCAGAAGCUUCUAAACCACCAUCACUUAAUAUUGUUGAAGCCGCUGUGCAUGCAGAAAACUUGAUUACAGCCUUAGUGAAUGCCUACAAGUUACACCCUUCACCUGGGGUUCAGAAAGUUGGCAUUAGCCUCUUCUUUACUGUUGUGGAUUAUGUCAGUGAUGAGACACAGCGUCAUCCUCCCACAAGGCAGUUCUUCACGUCAUGCAUUGAGAUCUUGGGACAGGUGUUUAUCAGUGACACUAAAUCAGAAUGCAAAAAAGUACUUCAGACCAUUCUGAAGAAUAGAAGGCUCUGCUCUCUUUUGUCUCCCUUCUUCACUCCUAAUGCUGCGCCUGCAGAGUUCAUACAGCUUUAUGAGAAAGUGGUCAAGUUCCUAAGUGAGGACAACAGUGAUAUGAUUUUCAUGCUGCUAACCAAGUUCGAUCUUAAGCAAUGGUUAAACUCCACUAAACCUCCUCUGUCUGAUCGUACCAGGCUUCUGGAGUCCAUUCAUUUGGCACUUACUGCCUGGGGACUUGAACCAGAUGAUGAUAUUUUGAUGCCCUUUAAUAUUUUCUGUAAGCACUGGACUUUUCUUCUUCUCUACCAGUUCCCUGACCAGUACAGUGAUAUUCUCAGGCUGCUGAUGCAAAGCUCUGCGGAGCAACUACUGAGCCCCGAGUGUUGGAAAGCCACUCUGAGAGCCCUGGGCUGCUGCGUUCCUCACUGCCAGCAGGGGGCAGCUUCGGCUGAGAGUGUGGGGCUUCCAAGCUCUCCAGAUAUUCUCUUGUCAGACAAACAGGUAAUAGAGACUAUACAGUGGCUCUCAAACUUUUUUUAUAAGCUUCGGUUAUCAAAGCUGGACUUUAAAAGCUUUGGUUUAUUUUCAAAAUGGAGCCCGUACAUGGCUGAUGUGAAGACACUGUUGGGCUAUCUUGUGAAAAGGCUGAUUGACUCUGAAAUGGCCUGCUUGGCUCAAGACCCCUCUGCCAGCAGUAAAACAGUGCUGAGAUCCCUGCAUUCAGUCAUUAUCCAGCUCUUUAAGCCAUGGAUCCUGGUUUUAGAGGAAAACGCAAGUGGCCAACGACUUUACCCCUGGUUGGAGAGUGAUGCUGUGGUGGCCUCAGGUGUUGUGCAGUUGUUCACUGACUGUAUUGAAUCAUUACAUGAGAGUUUUAAAGAUAAGCUGUUGCCAGGUGAUGAAGGAGUCCUUCAAUUACACCUACUGCAUUAUUGUGAAGCAUGUACAGCACCCAAAAUGCCAGAGUUCAUUCUAUACGCUUUUCAUAGUGCGUACCGGAAGCUCCUGUGGAGGGAUCUGUACCCUGACAAGAUGCUUAUGGAGGCCUUCUUCAAAGUGGAACGAGGAAGUCCCAAGAGCUGUUUCUUAUUUUUGGGGUCUAUACUCUGUGAAGUCAAUUGGGUUAGUGUCCUCUCUGAUGCCUGGAAUCCCAGUCCCCACCCAGAAACCCAAAGCAUGAUCAUCUGCCUCCUCUUCAUGAUGGUUUUACUGGCAAAGGAAGAUCAACUAGUAGACCAAACAGAUUCACCUUUACUCAGUCUCCUUGGACAGACAAGCUCACUUUCGUGGCAUCUUGUGGAUAUUGUAUCAUACCAGAGUGUUAUAGGUUAUUUCAGCAGCCAUUACCCACCAUCCAUCAUCCUGUCAAAAGAAUCUUCUGCUGAGUUAAUAGUGAAGCUCCUAAAAGUGUCUGCCGGCUUUUCCAUUCCUGCUGAUAGUCAGAAACAUCUUGAUGCUGUUCCAAAAUGCCGAGCUUUCACUCACCAGAUGGUUCAGUUCCUCAGCACCCUGGAACAAAAUGGAAAAAUCACCUUAGCAGUCCUAGAACAGGAAAUGUCUAAGCUCUUAGAUGAAAUCAUUGUCUUUAAACCACCCGACAUGGACAGCCAGGCCCGCCACAUGGCCCUCAGCAGCCUCUUUGUGGAGGUCCUAAUGAUGAUGAACAAUGCAACUAUUCCGAAUGCAGAGUUCCUCCGGGGCAGUAUCCGGACCUGGAUUGGCCAAAGAGUGCAUGGGCUGUUGGUACUACCCCUUCUUACAGCAGCCUGUCAGAGUCUGGCUUCUGUCCGCCACAUGGCCGAGAUCACUGAAGCCUGCAUCAUGGCCUACUUCAAAGAAGAUUCUCUCAAUCAGAAUUUAGGAUGGGGCCCCAUUCUGGUGUCCCUUCAAGUUCCUGAGCUCACCAUGGAAGAAUUUCUACAGGAGUGCCUGUGCCUUGGCAGUUACUUGACUCUUUAUGUUUACUUGCUUCAAUGUUUAAACAGUGAACAAACUCUAAGGAAUGAAAUGAAAGUGCUGCUCACCUUAAGCAAGUGGCUAGAACAGGUAUAUCCAAGCUCUGUGCAGGAAGAGGCAAAGCUGUUUUUGUGGUGGCACCAAGUCCUGCAGCUGUCCCUCAUUCAGACGGAGCAGAAUGAUUCAGUGUUGAUGGAAUCUGUCAUUCGAAUAUUGCUCAUGCUUCAGAGCAGGCAGAGCCUUUUGGCUGAGGAGAGGCUCAGCUCUGGGAUUCUGGGGGUAAUUGGGUUGGGCCGGAAGUCACCCUUGUCUAACAGAUUCCGAGUGGUUGCCCGAGGCAUGGCCACCUUCCUUUCAGUUCAGGUUCCUGCAGAGGAUCAGGUCCGUUUGAAGCCUGGCUCUGAAUUACAUCUGACCCCAAAAGCUCAGCAGGCUCUGAAUGCUCUUGAAUCCAUGACAUCAAGUAAGCAGUAUAUUGAAUACCAGGAUCAGAUAUCUCAAGCCGCCCAAUUUAUAAAGCAUCCUGGCCAUUGCCUCCAAGAUGGGAAAAACUUCCUGGCUCUUCUUGUUAACUCUCUCUAUCCAGAAGUGCAUUAUUUGGACAACAUCCGAUAGUAACACUGAGGCUCUUGGAAAACCCUGCUGCUGUUUAUGUUUACAUUUAAAUUUGCUGUUGCACGAAUAGCUUUGCUCAGUUCAGCCAAUGAGUAGUUGACUGAGAUGAAGGUCAGAAGGCACUAAAUAAUUCUACUGUGCAUGUACACGUAUGUGUGUGUCCCUGUGUGUGUGUUUUCUUAGCUUUUAAAACUUCCUUGGACUUUUUAGUUUUUAUGUUCAUCCAACAAGAGAAUCUUGCUGAGUUCUACUUGGGUUCAGAGCCACUCAUGGUUGCUGAAUGUAUCAGUCAUCUCACCAGACCUGAGGACAGGAGAUCUUUGUGUGCGUCCACUUCUAUCUCCUGUUUUAUUUAAAUGUCAAGACUCCUGUGCCAGAUCUAACUAUUUUGGGAGUCAGGAAGAAUCCUCACUUAGGAGCCCUAUUUAUUUUCCUCCAAAGUAAAUCAAUUUUGAAAAUAUCUGCAUUUCUCGAAUGGGGGGAAAUAUACGAGCCUAAAAGCAUUGUGUCAUUUCUCUAAGAAGGGAAAUAAUGCUGAAUUAGUUUAAGUGAGUCCUGAUUAUCUUGAAUAGCAGGAUGUCCAUCUAGCUGAGUGUCCUGUAUUAAAAACCAUCCAUCUAAAUCAGGGAUGGCAUGAGGGCAGUCUGGGAUGAGAUUGCUAUGUCCAGAUGUGUUUGGAGAGUAGACAGGGCUCGCUCUCUCCAGUUCACUAUAGUCCCUGCAUGCCCUUUGGUCCCACCCCCCAGCCCAGUCCCUCAUUCACAUCACUUUCUGUGCCCCUGAAGGCAUCCAAGUUUGCAGCUUGAUAGACACCAAAUUUGACUAGGUAUCUGAUCCUACAUUCUCUGCUUGUUUCUUCCCUCCAUAUUUAAACUCAGUUGAAGCCAGCCAAACUGCUGAAGCAUUUGUCCAUUGAAAUUGGGUCACGUUGGGAGACUUAACUGAAAUUGUUUUUUUUGUCAGUAGACCUGUGCCUUCUGUUGUUAACCAUUCAUUACCAAAGCUUGCCUGUAAAGUUGCCUUGUUCUGUUGCCAUCUUUUUACAUACGUUAUUUCCCCCCAGGAAUUAGCAGAUUGGCUUCUGUCAUCAUAUCCAUGUUCUGUUGGCUUGGAAUUAAUUUUGUUUGUCCAGUGUGCAUAAUGUUUUUUUUGUUUAUGGGUUAUCAAAAGCCCAAGAAUAUUUACCUAAAAAUGUCUAAGCAGUCACUUUCAGCGAGUGACGUAGGUUAACAGAGUGAUAAGGCUCUUCUCGUAUAUCCUGUUGGAUUAUAUUCCCCAACAUUUGGAAGUAUGUCAGAGCACUUAGUAAUUUUGAACUGUAGUUGGACAGAAGAAUUCUGCCUCACAGACAUGCUCUUCAGCUCUGGUCAGUAUCAUCUCUGUUCAACCUCUUGAGUUUUGUAGACCACAGAGUGACCUGUAUCAGAGCUUGUCCUUGUUUUUGCUUCUUUAUCAGGUCAUGUUUCUCCGUUUGCAAAUCAGUCAUCUUCUCCAUCCUUUGUGUAAGAAAAGUCUUGGAAACAGUGGACAAUUUAAUGGCUGAUUUGGCAACAAUAAUUUUAUGACAGGAAAUAUUUUGUGUGCUGUUUUCUUUGAGGAAGAUGUAAUUAUUGAUAUCCUAGAAUGUGAAAUUUUUGAGUGGACAGUAUGUAUUUUAAAGAAAAUUAUGAUUAAUCUGUUAAUUUUUGAAAGUUUAUAAUAUUUAUAAUGUAUCUGGUCUGCAGAAAUUAUAAAAAAAUAAAUCUUUGAUUAUAGCUGGUAAGAAUCCAGUUUAUAGAAAA